Molecule: messenger RNA, 1053 nt
Organism: Penicillium nucicola
Lineage: Eukaryota; Fungi; Ascomycota; Eurotiomycetes; Eurotiales; Aspergillaceae
Product: bZIP transcription factor
Exons: 4
Coding region: 1-1053 (350 amino acids)
Biological process (GO): regulation of DNA-templated transcription
Molecular function (GO): DNA-binding transcription factor activity
Source: RefSeq, a predicted model, not a curated record
AUGUCUGACUCUGAGGAGCGUGCGCCCUCGCGCACUAAGGGAAAAAGGACAAUCUCAGGCCUCACUGCAGCCCAAAUAACGCACAAACGGGAACUUGAUCGGAAGGCCCAAAGGGCCAUGCGACAACGUACCAAACACCGCAUCGAAGAACUCGAAAAUGACAUCGCCGUUUUCAAGAAUUCAUUCUCGCAGCGGGAAAAGUCUAUGAUAGAAGAGAUUCAGCUACUGCGUGAUCAGAAUCGUCAGCUCAAAUCUUCCCUUGAGAGCAUUGGACAAUUUGCUAUAGGUAAUAUUCCGGUACUUCCAGAAACAGACAUACAACGCGCAACAAGUGGCGUUAGUGCCACUAAGCAAGUGAUAUCAACCCCAGAAGACGGUCGGCGAGGUAUAGACAUUGCACAACCCCAAUCAGUCACGGCCGAGCCUCACCUUGUCGAUCAUGGCAUGUAUCUCGCGGAUCAAAUUUUGUUGGACUUCAUCAUCUCGCGACGAUCUAUGCUUGCUCGAGGUGUACCUCUAGCCGAUGUCCUUGGCGCGGAACAAAUAUGCCCCAGUGAUCUCCUGAAUCCAACAGCAGCUCCGAGCUCACACGCCAUAAGCCGUAUAAUGGCGGAAGUUCUUACAACGUUUCCACACGUGAACAUGCCAGAAAAGCUGGCCUUUAUGUAUCUCAUGCAUCAUACCACGCGUUGGCAAAUAUCGCCGAACAGCGAAAGCUAUGCUCGCAUGCCCGUGUGGCUUCGGCCGACUGUAAUGCAGGUUACUAUUCCGCAUGCUGCUUGGAUUGAUAACAUUCCUUGGCCCCGUGUGCGAGAUAUUCUCAUUGGAGAUCCCGAUCGAUACCCCUUCGCCGUCUUUUCUGAGCUAUACUCUCAGCAUGUUACGAUUAGUUGGCCCUACGAUUGUGAAGAUAUCGUCGUAAAUUCAGAGGAAGGAAAGCCACUGAACACCAUCUUCGAAAAACAUAUUCUGCGGCUAAGUAAUUGGUUUGCUCCUCGUCAGUUUCGGGAUUUCUUUUCCGAAUGGACAUCCGACGUGUAUAUUGAUGAGUAG